Molecule: messenger RNA, 2651 nt
Organism: Entamoeba invadens IP1
Lineage: Eukaryota; Evosea; Mastigamoebida; Endamoebidae
Exons: 2
Source: RefSeq, a predicted model, not a curated record
AUGACUAAACAGCUCCAAAUGGUUUUUCUAAUGAACGUCACAUUAUACCUUAAAACAGCUGACACACUUUUUAACUUUAUUUUAAUAAACAAGAAGUGUCAAUUGACAGUCAAUUCUUUACACGUCAAUCCCGCUUUUAAUGAAUUAUAUGAUCUCCAAUGGUUUUUAAAGAACUUUACAGUAGACACCGUAGACCUCAAUUAUCUCGAUGUCCCAUUACAAUUACUUGCACUUCCAAAACGCAUUCGUCGAUACCAAUCGUCUCAACAAAGUACACCGAAGAGUAUAAUUUCUAAAUUAGAAAGUAUUGGGUCAGACGAGUUUGCUGAAUUAUACAAAACAUCUGUGACAUCGUCUGUUGAAGAAGGAGUUCACAAUCUCUGUGAAUACAUGGAACAUGUUGUAUCAGUCCGAUGCGUCUAUUUCUACAUGAAAUGUUUUACUGAAAAUUUCAUCCUCCAAAAAGUCGACAAAAAGUAUUACCCGAAGUUCUUCUAUCUGAUUGACUCGCAGCCACUUGAAGAAAAAGAUUUUAUUUAUUUGGAAAACAUUGCAAAAAAAUUUGACUGCAAAUUUGUUGUGAUGUUUGACAGGGACUUUGAAAUUUUCAGAACUUUUAAAAACGUUUUUUUCUUUGGAGAAAAAAUUUCACUUGAAAAAGUAGAAUUUCUCAUUCCUUCUUUUUUUAGUGUGACAAUUAUAGUGGACAACACGUAUAAUGCGAAACUUAAAGAUCUUGAAAAGAUUGAAGAAUUUGUAAAGAACUAUUGUGUAUAUAAGUUAACAAUAACAACAUAUCGCAGUGAUAAUGGAGAUAAUAAUAAAAAUGUCACAAAAUUGGGCGAGUUGGAAAGUGUUGAAAUUUUAAAUAUAGAAAACAGUAAAGUUGUUUUGAGUAAUAAACUAAAAGCAAAAAACGUUCUUCUUUAUAAUACAAAAUGCAUUUCUGAAAAUGCAAUAGUAAGUGUUGACUACCUUUCAAUGGAAAAUUCAGAAUGUAUAACAGUAAAUAAUUGUAACAAAUUUGGAAUUAAUGAAAAUGAAGAAAAUGACAAAAAUAAAUUUGAAUGUGUUUUAUAUAAAAACAAUUUGUCAUUUCCAUUCGUGAAUAUCACAGAAUUGUUUUUAAGUGAUGUCCGUCACUUUACACUUCCUGUUUUAACCAAACUUGAAAAACUCACUAUAAUUCACUGUGCAGAUUCUAUUUUUAAUAUUACAGAAAAAACAAUUUCAAAUAUGUGCUUGCGAGAUUUGGAAAACAAUUUGUUUGUGUUUUAUAACGAAACAGGAAGAGAAAUGUGUCUUCAUGAUUUGAGUAAUAACAGUGUUAAAAUCAAAAACAAAAAUUCGAUACCCCUUUCCCUUGUUUUUAGAUAUUGCAAUAAUAUCAAAGUGUUCUGUGAAGUAAUUAAAAUUGUAUUUUUAUAUAACUCCGAUAACAUUGUUUUUGUUGAUGCACAAAACAUUGGAGAAUUCGUGACAACAAAAUCUUCUUCAGUAUUUUUGGAUCAAACACAAAUUGAAAACUUUGUGGUGGCAAAAACUUUCGAUUUUAAAAGUUUUACGUAUACAAACAAAGUCAAAACGUUUACAUUUUUAAACAUUCACGAUUAUAAGCUGAGAGAAACAUUGAAUUGUGAAACUGUGCAAAUAUUAUACAAAUUCAUUGUUGCUGAAGAAUGUUUAGAAAUCGACUUUUCGAAACAAAUUAUGACAAAAGUACUUUCGAGUGAUAAUGUUAAUAUAAAAAAUGCAAGAGAUUGUCAACUCUAUUUUUGUUAUGGAGUUCUCAAAACACUUAAAAUAGAAAAUUUGAAAUGUUGUACGUUUGAACCCGUUGAUUUGAGUUUGUCUCAUUUAGAAAUAAACAAUUGUUCAUUUCAAAAGACACCCAAAUCUAAUCACAAUCGUCACUCGUCUAAUUUUGGAGUUAUUAAAGUGAACACAAUUGUUAUCCAAAAUAGCGAAAAUAUCUCACUUAAACUUACAGAAGAUGUUGUCCAAAAAGUUGGGAUUGUCAAUUCGGACGUUUUGUUUCAAAUUAAAUACUCUAAAGAUGAUUAUGUCAAAGCUUCUCAAAUUUACGUCAGAGAAAUGCAGUUGAAAAAUUCGACGUGUUUAUGUCUAAAUUUCCAAAUUGGAAAAGUCGUUUUAGACUUUUCGGCGUAUAAAAUUGGCGAUGAAAAGUGCAUUUGUUUGCCUUCCAAAGUUUUUCACGUUGAAAACUUGAAAAACGAAAAAGUCGAAUUUAGACGAAUUGAAAAAGUCGACAAAUUGAUUUUUUCAAAUUGUUCAAAUUGUGAAUUUGUAUUUCCGUUAAUAUCUUCUUUUCAAAUUGAAAGUGCCACGUGUGACCACGUUAAGAUAUUUAUUCCUCAAAAUUGCAAUACAUUUUCAGAUCAAAAUAACACGUCAAAUGGUGUAACAAUUACUCAUUCGGAUUUUCCACCAGUUUUUGAUCAAAUUUUUCAAUAUACAAAAAGCAGAAGAAUUUUUAAUAAACACUAUGAAAGAAUACCACGGAUCAUUAAAGAAAUCAAACAAUUCAUAAUAAAGCCGCAUUUGUAUGAUGAACUUGAAGCGUCUUUUUAUAUUGAAAUAUAUCAAAAAUAUAUAGUAAACAAUUUUGGUGAUAAUCUGAUAAAAAAGUU